GAGGCCAUUUAAGGACGUGGCAAAAUAUCCUGCACAAACUCAAAACACGCCAAUUCUACAAUUAACAAGUGUCAACAGAUGGUUUCUUCAGUUUGCUUUCAAUCUGAUAACGUAAAUAAGACACACAAAAGUCUUUAAUUUGAUGGAACUCUGAAACGUGAGACUAAAGGAAAGUCAACGCUCCUACAUUUCAGUUUCUUCUGGAUGUCUCGUCCAAUCAAAGUAAAUACUAAAUAAAAUUAAUUUUAAAAAUUAUUUUCCCUCUGUGAAGCGUCCUCAACCCCUCGUCUCCCUGUUUUCUCUCUAUUUAACUUCACAAGAAGCCAACUUCCAUAUUCUUCUUCUUCUUCUUCUUCUCUCCCAUUUUGCGUCCUUUCAUUUAAUCAAAUUGCACUACCUCUGCAUUUUUCUGUGGUUCUGCGAUCACAUUGUUUCUAGUCUACAUAUAAAAAUGGAGAAUGAAGGGAACCAACCCCUGGCUUUGGAGAAGUACGACUGUCUCCUUUUUGAUGUAGAUGACACGCUUUAUCCUCUGAGUUCUGGCUUGUCUAAACAGGUCACCAAGAAUAUUGAAGAGUAUAUGAUUCAAAAGCUCGGCAUUGAGGAAAGUAAAGUCCCACAAUUGUGUAUUUCCUUGUACAAGCAUUAUGGGACAACCAUGGCUGGUCUCAGAGCUAUUGGGUACAAGCUCGACUAUGAUGACUUCCACAGUUUUGUUCAUGGAAGGUUGCCCUAUGAAAUCCUAGAGCCUGACCAUGUUCUUAGUCAUCUCUUACAUAGUGUGCCUCUCCGCAAAGUUAUCUUCACCAAUGCAGAUAAAGCUCAUGCUGCUAAGGUCCUCAGUAAACUUGGGUUAGAGGACUGCUUUGAAGAGGUUUUAUGCUUUGAGACCUUGAAUACCACUAGCAAAGGAUAUGACAGUGUUGAAGAGGAUGACAAUGCAGUUUUUGAUAUCAAUGAAUACUGUUCUGCUCCUAAUGCUGGUAUCGCACUUCCCAAGUCACCAGUUCUAUGCAAACCAUUUGAAGAGUCGUUUGACCAGGUGUUUAAGAUUGCCAGUAUCAAUCCUCAGAGAACUUUGUUCUUUGACGAUAGCAUCCGUAAUAUACAGACUGGGAAACGUGUGGGUCUUAACACUGUGUGGGUAGGCUCUUCCGAGCGAACUGAAGGUGUGGACUAUGCAGUAGAAAGCAUCCACAAUAUCAAGGAAGCACUGGCAGAGCUGUGGGAGGAUUCUGAAGGUGUGAAGUGUUCGGGAAAGGCUGCAAUUGAGACUUGAGUGGAGGCAUAGCGUAUAUGUAGGUGGGCAUUUUCUCAGAUCCAUCUAAUGCAAUCACACAAUGACAUACUAUUUUCUUUAUCUCCACAUUUUUGUAGCAGUUGAGCGAUUGAGCUCUCAGAGUGGUUCCUUUUGUGCGUGUCCAUGUUUUGUAUUAUUUAACUGAUCUUAGCUUUCCUGUAAUGAAGCCUGUACAAGUGUUGAUA
Messenger RNA from Manihot esculenta (cassava), 1485 nucleotides. RefSeq lists its product as uncharacterized. Lineage: Eukaryota; Viridiplantae; Streptophyta; Magnoliopsida; Malpighiales; Euphorbiaceae. The coding region runs from base 452 to 1279 and encodes 275 amino acids. The transcript has 9 exons. The record is from RefSeq and is a predicted model, not a curated record.